This is a messenger RNA of Protopolystoma xenopodis, 345 nucleotides long. Lineage: Eukaryota; Metazoa; Platyhelminthes; Monogenea; Polystomatidea; Polystomatidae. The record is from the annotation of a GenBank genome assembly.
AUGUGCGGGAGGGAACACACGUGUAUGAAUACGGAAGGCACUUACGUCUGCAACUGCGGACCCGGCUACCAAAAGGGCGAAAAUGAACGGACAUGCAUCGAUAUUGACGAAUGUCGAGCUCAUGAGCAGGACGCCAGUCUACGUCAGCCAUGUAGUGACGGCAUCUGCAUCAACUUCCCGGGAGGAUUUUCCUGCCAGUGCCCGGAUGGCUUUCGACUGGGAAGAGGCGCUCGAUGCUACGGUAAGUAUGGUUGUUCAAUGUGUUGUCAAGAGGAUAAUGGAUUGUUACUCGAAGAUGUCAAUUCAGGCCGAUUGUGGCCUAUUGAACAGGUCUGUAUUCGGUAA